Messenger RNA from Penicillium atrosanguineum, 2235 nucleotides. Its product is annotated as PHD finger domain protein. Lineage: Eukaryota; Fungi; Ascomycota; Eurotiomycetes; Eurotiales; Aspergillaceae. The record is from RefSeq and is a predicted model, not a curated record. The coding region runs from base 1 to 2235 and encodes 744 amino acids. The transcript is spliced from 2 exons.
AUGAUGCUAAUGAGACCGAACAUGUUCAGCUUCAGCUAUCCCACCGGCGAACCUCAGACCCCCACGAGGACACCUACCACCGCCGCAUAUGACUCCUUCACCACUCCCAAACUUGAGUCCAGUUUCUUUGACCCUCGGGUCACCUGGGAUACCGCAGACCCCUAUGCCUCGAGCCCCGAGUUCCUUCGUUCGCCACAGAAGUUCGGUAUCGGCACCCCCUCAAACGGAUUGAGACCACAGGACUCCAAGGAUGGGAGAGUGUUGGACCAAACCGACACGGCCAGACGAAUUCGGCCUGUGAAACCACUGCCCAGCGUGGUCGAGGAUGGUCCGCAGAUAGGCUCGGCCAAGUCUGCAGCCUCCAUGCAGACGCCGCCUCCGACGAGUGCGUCAAGACGCAAAAUCCCGGAUUUUGACCCACCCAACACCACUGCGAGAGGGACUACACCACAAAUGGCAACCCACCUAGAGACUCCCAGUCGUCUACUAGGGACCUCCCCGCGGAUGUUUGGCAACUUGCAGUCCUCGCCGGACCUCUUCCAGCUGGCCUCAAUGGAUCCUUCGGCGUCUCCCUUCUUUCCGCAACAACGGCUAUUCUGGGACCAAGAGCACGAGCAGCAGACUGAUUUCCCUUUACCCAGCACCGGUCGAAUCCAGGCCCAUGGUCAUGCACAGAGAUUGGCGACACAUGCCUCUAUGAACACGCACAUCCCUCAAUUGCCCACUAUCGAUGGCACCAUGGACCUCCCCGACUUUGGCGGGUUUGGCAUCUCCUCCGCACCGCCUACCGAUGCCGCCUUGUUCCCGGCUCCAUUCUCAACCUCUCCUCGGAUUCCAGUCGCCAAAGCAGAAGAUCCCGCUAUGUUCUUAAGCUCUCCUGCUCGGCGUUUCGGCGGCCCUCAGAUGACUCCGGAAAGACGGCAUUUCGGAAUGCGGCAGCCAUACCACCACCAAACGGAAGAAUCGAAACGGGAAGAGUUUCGUCGGGCUCAGGUGGGAGAUGCACGGCCUCCUGGAUCGUAUUCGAGUUUCUCUGAAGACGAGACGGAAGAUGACGACUUCACUCCGCGUGGUCGUCCUGGCCUGACCCGGAGUGUGACACAUACAGCUAUCACCAGUUCCUCCCAUCGAUCACUCAGUCAAGCUGGGGGCAUGAUGGCCUCGACGAGCGGAAUUCGUAAGAGCCCUUCAAAAGGCCGAGCCUCCCCGGCUAAGAAUAUGCGUCCGGUCCCUUUGGGACGGUCCAAUUCUGUUGCAACUGGGAUUCCAACCCGAUCUUCUUCGGUGGUGCUACGUAUUGGCCGGGAUGGACGUGCAAAGACGGAGAUGCAGCCGGUGGACGAGGGGCCUACAGGACUGACUGAUCCUCUGACCGGUAUGGAUCUUGACGGUUCUGCUACCGAGAGCGAGGCCGACCCUGCAGAGUACUCUGAUUAUCCUGUUCUACCUCGCGCUCAGUCUUAUUUUACUCCCUUUGAUGGCAACCGACCCGAUCUCGCUCGUAGUGACUCUGGUUCUCGCCCUCUUUCGAAGGGAUCAUAUGCGUCCAUUGGCUCAUCCCAUUCCGGACGGAUGUCUCCUUGGGCUGGUUCUUCUCGAGGUGUUAGUGGUCGAUCUACCUACCGGGGAUCUCCCGAUGCUAUCAAACGGACACCGAAGCGGCACUCAUCAGUGCUCCUUUCUGAUGCAUCUUAUACGCGCGGCAGUAUUGCAUCCGAGACAUUACCUGGUGACGAGGAUGACAGUGGUGAUGCCACUCAUGCUCUCCGGCAGGUUCUGAAAGAGCGUGGCCGUGGCCCCAGACCUUCUACCGGUGGCUAUGGCGCUCGACUGCCGCGGUCAUCACACACAUAUACUCACCUCCGUUCCUCGCCUCCCCGAUUAAAUAGCGACUUUGAUCUCCAUCCUCGACACUCCAAUAAUUCUCCCACUACCUUGACUGAUCCUGACCUGGCCACCCCGAGCACCGACCGCAACAUUAGCAAUCCGAGUAAUGGAACACGCUGCAUCUGCAACUCUAUGGAUAAUGGUGGCCAUCUUAUGAUUCAAUGUGAAUCAUGUAGCCACUGGUUACACACCAAAUGCGUCGGGCUAGAACGGGCAAACCUGCCCUCAUUCUAUGUAUGCAUGUUCUGCGACCAAACCCCCUCGCGACAGAACCGUGUUCGGUCCGGGUACGGACCCGGUGGCGGCCCUCCAUCCCCUCUGGCACACAAGUCCUAUCGAUUCCGAUAG